GUUUAUAUUCAUUUCCCAGUGUUCUUUCUUUGGGUAUAGCUGCUUCUGUCCAUCAUUGAUCAAUUGAAACUGAGUUAGAUCUUCUCUUUGUCAAAGAAAUCCACUUCCAUCAGAAUACAUCCUCAUACAGUAUUGUUGUUGAAGUAUAUAAUGAUCUCUUAGUUCUGCUCAUUUCAUUUAGCAUCAGCUCAUGUAAGUCUCUCCAGUCCUCUCUGUAUUCAUCCUGCUGGUCAUUUCUUACAGAACAAUAAGAUUCCAUAACAUUCAUAUACCACAGUUUAUCCAACCAUUCUCCAAUUGAUGGGCAUCCAUUCAUUUUCCAGCUUCUAGCCACUACAAACAGGGCUGCCACAAACAUUUUGGCACAUACAGGUCCCUUUUCCUUCUUUAGUAUCUCUUUGGGAUAUAAGCCCAGAAGUAACACUGCUGGAUCAAAGGGUAUGCACAGUUUGGUAACUUUUGGGGCAUAAUUCCAGAUUGCUCUCCAGAAUAGUUGGAUUCCUUCACAACUCCACCAACAAUGCAUCAGUGUCCCAGUUUUCCUGCAUCCCUUCCAACAUUCAUCAUUAUUUUUUCCUGUCAUCUUAGCCAAUCUGACAGGUGUGUAGUGGUGUCUCAGAGUUGUCUUAAUUUGCAUUUCUCUGAUCAAUAGUGAUUUGGAACACUUUCAUAUGAGUCAUCUACAUUCUUUUCACAGUUUUAUAAACCAAGGAUUUAAAAAAUUCUUUAGCAAUAACUAUAAACUUCUUUGUACUUAAGGCUCUAGGUACAAGGUCAGCUACUUAGUUUUCUCUGUCUUCUUACCUGUUUGCCACCACCAUUGAACCUGUCACAAGUCACUGAGGUUUGGACAGUCUGGCAGAUGUGAGAUAAUUAUAUUCCUAUUAAUAGCAAGGAAAAUAAAUUUUUAUCUUGUCCCAACUUCUCAAUCAAGAUAUAAGCCUGAAGCCGAAUAUUUAUGUACCUUCCUGUGAAUUUAACCUUCCUGUUUGUCUCUCUAGGGCCUACCCAAUAUUAACUCCUCAGCACUAUUAUGUUUGCUUUGCCCUCUUAUGUAAAGAGAGAUGGAUAAGUAUAUUUUUAUUUGUCUGCCCUCUAUUGUUUGUAGAACAAACUUCUCCAGGCUUGGAAAAAAAUUGUCACUCCUGCACUAUACUUUGGGAACAUUUUAUAACUUAAGAAUUACCUGGUGAAUUAAGUCCAGCAAAAUACAUUAAAGAGCAGAAUAGAGACACAAAUUGGAUAAGUUUAGUGCUAAAUGUUCUGUUUAAAGUCCCUUCUAUACUGAGUAGCUUAGUUUCAUAUUCACAAGCAAGGGUAAUUAAGGUAAAUUCAUUAUGAGAUCAUCUCAGGGAAUUCACCUGUCAAAAUAUCCAGCCUCAAGGUUUCCUUUUAGGAGCAACUGAAAGAAAUUGCAAGAAUUAGAUUGGUUAACUGGAAAUUGUCACACUGAUAGCACUUUUUGUGGAAAGGGAACUAAAUUAGGAAAUAAGGGUUUAAGGGAUAUUGACAUCAUUCAGAGACCUAGACUUCAAAAAGUAUGGGGUAUGCUUCAGAAUAUUUGUUGCCCAAGAAUUGGAAAUUGAAGAAAUAUCCAUCAAUUGAGAAAUGGCUAAACAAAUUGUAGUAAAUGAUUAUAAGGGGAUACGAUUAUUUUAUAAGAAAUGUGCUUAUAAGCAGGUAAAUUUCAAAAAAACCUGGAAAGACUUAAAUGAACUGAUUUUGAGUGAAGUGAGUAUAACCAAAAGACCAUUGUGCACAGUAACAACAAUACUGCGCAAUGAUCAGCUGUGACAGAUUUAGCUUUUCUCAGCAAUUUUAUGAUCCAAGACAAGUCCAAGAAACUUGUGAUGGAAAAUGCUGACCAUAUCAAGAGAAAGAACUAUGGAGUCUGAGUGCAGAUCGAAUCAUUAUUUUCACUUUGGGGAUUUUUUUUCUUGUGGUUUUUCCCUUUUGUUCUGGGCCUUCUUUUACAACAUUACUAAUAUGGGAAUAUGUUUAACAUGAUUGUAUAUAUAUAACUUAUAUCAGAUUGCUUGCUAUCUUGGUAGGGGGAAGGAAGAAGGGAAAAAAAUUUGGAGCUCAAAAUCUUACAAAGAUAAAUGUAAACUAUAUAUGUAAUUGGAAAAAAAAUAAAAUACUAGUAAGUUAAAAAAAAAAGAAUAUUUGUUGAUCUUCACUUUCAAAGCCUGGCAUAGCAUUUUCUCUAAAACUGGAUCCUCUUCAACUCUAGGAACCACCCCCUUAGUUAUCCAAUCAUCCGUGUAAAAGUUAGGAUUUGUCCAGGGGGACCAUUGGUCAAAUUACUAUGGUAGCCAACUGACACACCUCCUUUGUCCCCUCUUUCCUUUGGCUGAGAAGUGAUUAGGUCUUCUCAAGAUUUGACUUCUCAGAGUUACUGGAGAUAAUAUUGCCUAAGAAGUUGUUCACCCUGCAAAUUCUGCUGGGUAGCUGAUCCAGUGCAGGGUAACUAGUCAGGUGGAGUGAGUUGGAGGGGUAGCAAGUAGUAAAGUCUGCUAGGAAGACAUCUAUCUUAUUUGUGCUGUUUCCAUUGUUUAGGAGGAACAGAACUAGUGACUGAAGUAUUGAGAUGGCUGUCGACAGGAGCCGGACCACGAUGGAUGGAAACCACCCAGAGCAAGAAAAUGUUCUUCAGAGAGUCUUUCAGCUGCCUGUGGUAAGUGGCACCUGUGAGUGUUUCCAAAAGACCUACACCAGCACCAAGGAAGCUCAUCCUCUUGUGGCCUCUGUAUGUAAUGCCUAUGAGAAAGGUGUACAAGGAGCUAGCAACCUAGCUGCAUGGAGCAUGGAGCCUGUGGUCCGACGGCUGUCAACACAAUUCACAGCUGCCAAUGAGCUAGCCUGCCGUGGAUUAGACCACUUGGAAGAAAAGAUUCCUGCUCUCCAAUACCCUCCAGAAAAGAUUGCUUCUGAACUAAAAGACACCAUCUCCACCAGGAUCCGAAGUGCCAGGAACAGCUUCAGUGUCCCCAUUGCCAGCACUUCAGAUAAGGUCCUGGGGGCAGCUUUGGCAGGCUGUGAGCUUGCUUGGGGCAUGGCACGGGACACAGCUGACUAUGCCUCCAGCACCCGAGUGGGUCAGUUGGCAGCUGGAGGAGCAGACUUGGCCUUAAGCAAUGUUGAGAAGGUGGUGAACUACUUGAUGCCAGCACCCAAGGAAAACCCAGCCCCAGUUCUGGAGCGCCCUAGUCCUCCCCAAGUUCAGCAGAAGCUGCUAAAGCCAAAGCCCAGCUUCCUUCAAAGAAUUGGAACUUUAACCAACAAUAUCUCCCAGCAUACUUUUCAGACGACUAUCCAGACCCUCCGCUGGGGCCAUGCGUUAGCCAAGUGGAUCCCAGGUGUGGCUCCAUUGAGCAGUAUGGCCCAGUGGGGUGUGUCGGCUGCCCUGGAGGUCGUGUCAAGACCCCGAUCCACAUCAAGGGGAAACUGGCAAUACAACCAGGCUCAGGAAGAGGAGGAGGACGAAGAGGAGGACGAGGAGGAGGAAGAGGAGGAGGACGAAGAAAACCUUGAAAUGAGGAAGGAGGAGAACAAAUUAAAUGAGACCAGGCCCAGUAACCAGAGCCUCUUAGGUAGUGUGGUUCACACUUUGCAGUCUGCCUACUUGACCACCGUCUCCACUGUCAAGUGGGCGCCCUUUGCCAUCUGGAACAACACUGCUGGAAGACUGCUUCACCUUACUUCUGGUCAGGAAACCUUUGCCAAAGGCAGGGCAAUGUCACUAUCAGAUGCCCUGAAAGGAGUCACAGACAAUGUGGUGGACACAGUGGUGCACUAUGUGCCACUCCCCAGAUUAUCACUGAUGGAGCCGGAGAGCGAGUUUCAGGAUAUAGAUAACCCUCCAUCUGACACUGAUCGAAGUGAAGGGGCCAGUUCUCCCACCCCUGAGGUCCCAAGCAAGCUCCUGCACCGUAGCAGCCUGAGGAGUACCCGGAACUGCAACGCUCUCUCCUUCCUGGGCCUAGAAGACAAACUCUUUACACAGCAGAAAGUGUUGGACCAGGUGCCCCAGCAGCGCAGCUCCCUUCACCGUGGCCCCACCUUUGAGCCUGACACACCUGCCAGUAGCCGUUCUAUGUUCUCCUCCUACCACCGUGAGAAACCCACCCGCCGUGUGAGUGACAGCUUCUACCGGCCCAGCGUCAUGGAGCCCAUCUACAACCGGAUCCACCACAGCCAGCUUUACAAGAAGAACUGACCCAGGUCCAAGUCCCUGUAACCAGCCCUUCCUUGGUGCCCUCGGUUGGUCCCUUCAGUUAGCUCUCAUACCUUGCUACAAUUGCCAUGCCCAGCUUAUUCCUGCUGCCUCCCCAGAGAAAAGCAAAUCCUGGAUCUUAGGAGAACUCAGUCCAGUGACCUCUGUGUCUCCUUACAACUUACAUAAUCACUCAUUGCUUUGACAGAAUCCUAGGUAUCCUUUAGAUGGAUUCCCCCCUCUCCCUUCCAGCUUGCCAGAAAGAUACCACCAGCACUGAGACCAACAUGAGGGCAAAACUGAGGGCUUCUGGUGCUUGGAGGCACCAAAACCAAGAUCCAGAAACUCCUCACUCCAAGGAGCUCCCAGUGUAACUGAAUCAGGUCUAAAUAUAAAGAAUGAGGUCUGGGGAAGAGGGAAAUUUGUGCUUUUAAACCUGCUUCAUCUCAUUUAAGUCAGUUAUGCCCCUCAAAGUAGUUCCCUUGGGAGCUGAUAUAGUCUUCCAGUGGUGCAACUCCUGCUCAAACACAUCUAGACUUUUUCUUUGGCAAAAGCCUCCAAGGUCCUGUUUGUGGCCACACAAGAAGGCCAACUUUCCCCUUUGUAUGGUCAGAUCUCCUUAACAGGAACCUACAUGAGAUUUUGAAGAUUAUCUAGUCCAAAUGCCUUGUCUUAUAGAUAAGUGAGUGGUGGCCCAGGGAGCUUGAGUUACUAGCCCAAAGUCAUAUAGGAUAUAGAACCAGACCCAGGUCAUUUGACUUGAAAUCCCCUCCUUCUCAAUUUCUUUCUUUCUUUCUUCUUUUUUUACAAGGCAAUUAGAGUUGUGACUUGCCUAGGGUCACAUAGCUAGGAAGUGUUAAGUGUUUGAUGCCAGACUUGAACUCAGGUCCUCCCGAGUCCAGGACUAGGGCUCUAUCCACUGUACCAUGUAGCUCCUUCUUACUUUUGACCCAAAUUGACUCCAGAUAUCCAAAAAUCAAAUCCAUCCUCAAAGAAGAAAAGGUUUGUCACCAAUGAGAUUAUUCAAAAGGAAUUGUUCUGAAGACAAUUCCCAAAAAAUUGUUCUCAAAGUGUUUUGAGCAAUGUGUUGGAAUAAAUGUAUGGGCUUUCCAAGGGA
Molecule: messenger RNA, 5333 nt
Organism: Antechinus flavipes (yellow-footed antechinus)
Lineage: Eukaryota; Metazoa; Chordata; Mammalia; Dasyuromorphia; Dasyuridae
Gene: PLIN1
Product: perilipin 1
Exons: 9
Coding region: 2591-4219 (542 amino acids)
Biological process (GO): lipid metabolic process
Cellular component (GO): lipid droplet
Source: RefSeq, a predicted model, not a curated record